Pyricularia oryzae 70-15 is the source of this 984-nucleotide messenger RNA. RefSeq lists its product as uncharacterized. The record is from RefSeq and is a predicted model, not a curated record. The transcript has 3 exons. Bases 1 to 984 code for a protein of 327 amino acids. NCBI's taxonomy places the organism in Eukaryota, Fungi, Ascomycota, Sordariomycetes, Magnaporthales, Pyriculariaceae.
AUGAACCUGGGUGACUGGCUCAGCAUAGCAGCGGUUGUCUGCAUAGUAAUCCGCCUGGUUAUGGUCCAUUUUAUCUUGACGUUGGGAACGAGCAACGUAUCAGAAGAAUUCAGGAGGUUACACCAGUUUACUCCUCAAGAGAUUGCCGAACGUGAAACUGGUAGCAAGUUGGCCAUCGCCAACCGCGUCUUCUACAACUCCUAUUUGUGGUUGCAGAAGCUUGUCUUGUUGGAUGUCUACCGCAGACUGUACCAAAAUCUGCGAUUCGAAAAGAUAGUCGUGACCAGCAUUCUGGUAAUAUUCUUCGGCACGUAUGCUGCGUGCCAAAUUUCAACCUUUGUCGAGUGCACCCCGAUAGAGCUGUACUGGCAACUCGUGCCGGAUCCAGGCUCUUGCGUCAAAGCACAGCUGCAGCUUAUAGUGGUUGGCGUGACAAACAUCGUGACCGACUUCAUACUCCUCAUCCUCCCGCUGCCAAUCGUCUUUCAGAUGCUCUCGGCGACUUGGCAGCGCAAGGUCCAGCUCGUCGCCCUCUUCAUGCUGGGCCUCUUCGUCAUCAUUAUCACUGCCGUCCGGCUCCCCAUCAACCACGACCAAGCCGACAGCCAGCUCAGCCGGACCACCUGGGCCAGUGUCGAGCUGGUCGUGGCCGCCUUUGUGGUCAACGCCCCGACGCUGUACGGGCUCUGGAACAAGCGGCGACAGGAAAGCAAGCUCACUGCGUCGUCCCACGUGACGGGUCCUGGCAUGUAUGGCCUUGGGACGAGCAGGACCCAUCGGAAACUCCGCGAUGAGGAGAGCAGCGGCGGCGACUCGUACGAGAUGGACAUUCCUAGGGGGUCUUCUGGGUCUCAGGACCCCAAGAAUGGCAUCACUCUCACAAGGGAGGUGAUUGUGCAUACCGAGGAGGUACCACGGGCGGAGCAAGGCAAUAUUCGUGGCAUUCAACCCAAUCCACAGGCGGCUUGGGAUACGAGGAAAUGA